CAAAAGUGCCAAGAAAGCAGUUGGCUAGGCUGGGCGAAAUCGGCCCAUCCGGCGCCUUCAGUUCUGAGGCUCUUCAGGACCAGUGUCGUCACCGCCCGGAGAGGACAAAUUAGUCAAGAUGUCCACGAUUUCGAAGCACUUUGGACUGAGCUACAGAGAAGAAUCGUACAUCUUUAAAGAGCAUGAGAAGGUUCGCCGGCAGACCAAAAAGGAUUUUCUCCGAUUGAAGCAGGAGUUGGCCUCCAAGACGUUAGUGGACAGAGCCCGGGUCAGCGACCGCAGGGCCCCCGGCCCGACCUGGUCUGGGGAGCAGGGGGGCGUUCCCUGCGCUGGACCCCGGGAGCCGUCCGGGUUCCCUCGGCCUCAGGGCCCCGCGAUCCCCGCGGCUGCCCUCCUGCAGCGGGCGCUCCGCCGCGCAGGGCCCCGGGACGCCGGCGAAGGGGCCGCGCCCUGGAGGCCCCGGCGGUUUCGCCCCCGGGACUUCUACCUGCGGAGCUCCGCGUUCCUCCGGCACCGGCCCCCGAAGGAGCCGCCGGUUAUCGCCACCGGAGCCGGCACGUCCAGACCCGUGGUCCUGAGGCCGCCCCCUGCGUCAAGGAGGAAGCCCGGGGAGCGCUGGAGCCCUCCGCCCGCCGAGGCCCAGCGCGUCUCCGACUCGGCCCCGGCCCCCGCCCGGGUCCCGGCCCCGGCCCCGGCGCAGGUCCCCAAGCUGGCGUUGGCUCCGCCCGAAGGCGCCUUGGCCGCCAGAGAGAUGAAGAGGCGCUCGACUCCCAGGACUUCCAACGAGGACGGCGAGGCGGCGGCGGCCCUCCGGCGGCGGAGGGUGCGGAUCAGCUCCCAGGUCCUGUGCGAGGGCGCGCUCGCCGUCCCGCGGGCAGCGUCCAGGUCGUCCUCCAAAAGCAGCGCGGACACGCUCCCGGCCAGCGACCGGCUGGCGGCCGUCCUGCUCGCGCCGCUGCCCGUGCGAGUGGUCCCGACGUCCAUCGAGGAGAUCAUCGCCUCGCUGCAGUCGGAGGCCCAGCUGGCCUCGGACCAGACGAUCAGAGAGCUCAUACAGAUUGUCCUCGGCCAGAGCUACGACAUUAAGAUGGAAGAUAUUUCUUUAAUGGGAAAAAUGUACGCGCACAGAUCAUCUCCAGUGCAAACAGAGCAAGGAUUAGAGAUAAGUAUUGAGGAACCUCAAAUGCAUGAGACUGAGGAAAUUUCUGAGACUGUAUCAAGUGUUUUCCCAAUGGAACAAGAAGAUAUAUUAGAAUGGGGAACCUCAGACGCAGAAAGUAUGUUAUUUAAACCUCAGGAAACUUCAGAAAUUCAGCAAGCUGAUGACUCAAAUAAACCUUUGGAAGAUGAACAGUCUAUAGGUGAAUCAAAAACAGGCCAACGGCUAUCUUUAAAGGUGAUGGCAUCAGAAUUAUUGCAAAUCAGAGGAAAAGAAGCUAAACGAUCACAAAAAACUCAACCAAGAAUUCCACGACCAAGAAAGUGUGGAAAAUCCCAGCAGGAUCAAAAAGUAUUAAAAACAAAAAUUCCACAAGACCACUCCACUCCUACCCUUCAUGACCUGUGCACCACUGUCCCAGACCAGGUGCUGCCCAUUGACUUGCACCUGGCUUCUCGAGUGUAUCAUACAGCCAGCAAGGAAGGCCACAAUACUAUACUUGAAGUAUUUGGAAAUUCCUUCUUCGAUGCUCACUCUACAGCUAACGAGCAAAGAGAUCGAAUAAUGGAAGGAAUCCCUCUUAUGAGUGACAAUCAAGCGUAUGUUCCUGUCCUUCCAACAACGUCAGUGAUACCACCUGAAUUGGCACAAGAAACUAGACAGCACGCGCAGAAACCACACCUACAACUCUUUGGAGAGGAAGUGUCUGCUUAUCCAGGAAUUACGAAGAUGUUUUGGAAACCAGCUUCACCCAAAUUCUCUGUUCCUGUAUCUGUCAUGAAGAAAACACUAUAUCCAAAAUAUGAGAGUGUUCAAGCAAGUAGAAUUUUAAUUGAGAAUUUUUUAUCUGAAAGCAAGGAAAGUGUCAUUGCUUUAAGUCAGCGUAGCAGAAGUCUGAGGAAGAGAACAAAUUCUGCAGUUGAAUUGAUUAAGGAGACUACCAAAGCUCCAUUAGAGGUUAAGAAUGACAUGGAAAGCAAUAUAAAAGAGGUUCUGUUUCAGAAAGCUAAGGAGAUGGAGCGUCGUCAGAAGCUUGAGCAAAAUGAAACUGAGGAAACCAUCACUGUGAAAGAAAAUAUAGAUAACAUCUUAGAUACCAUGGAGGACAGUCACAGUCUGAGAAAUCUGUCUGUUUCUCUCAUUGAAGCAUCUAGAAAAGCUGGCAUUAGUUACAUUGUUUACCCCAAGAAAAAGAAGAUGAAAUGGAAGAAAGCAUUGAAAUUCUCUAAACUUUCAAUUGUGUUGGCUGAGUUAUCCAAGCCUCCAAAAACUCUAAGCAGGUCAAUGUCUCAUGGAAUGCUUCCAGAACAGAAGAAAUAUUUGCUCAACCUUCCUUUAUAUGACCGUCAAUUUCGGUGCCCCAGCUUGCCUGCAUAUUUAAAUUUUGACAAAUUUGCUGAAAGUAAGGGAGGAAUUCCAAAAGAUAGUGACUUUCGAACAUGGAUUCUUGAUAUAUUCUCUAAGAAAAAACCUCAGAAGACAACCAGAAUAGCAAAAGUUGUUAAAAUAAUUGUUCAGAAAGAUGUGCCUGUCAAAGAGAAAGGACCACCAAAACUAGAACUGAAUGAUUCUUUGAAGUGUGAUCUUCCUCCAGAAGUCAUUAAACAUUAUGAAUCUGAAGUGAAGAUGUUGACUGAAGAAAUAAAUAACAAGACAACAUAUUCUGCAUUUUCAUAUUGUAGGCGUGGUGCUCUGUAUAGGAAACUGGGGAAGUUACAGAGUGCCAUGGAUGAUCUACAGGAAGCAUAUUUGUCAAAGGCAGAAAUUUUCAGGAAAAGAAAAGAAGUUACUCUGGCAAUUCUAAAUUACACCAAGGCAAUCAAGUUGAAGCCCAGGGAUGCUGAUAUAUAUUUCAGGAGGGGUGAGAUGUAUGAAUUAACAAACAAAUUCCUGGCCAUGGAUGACUUUUCUACAGUAAGUUGUAUCACAUAUAAUGCUGCCAUCAACACAAAUAAAAGAGAAAAAUGGUAA
Messenger RNA from Myotis daubentonii (Daubenton's bat), 3130 nucleotides. RefSeq lists its product as uncharacterized. Lineage: Eukaryota; Metazoa; Chordata; Mammalia; Chiroptera; Vespertilionidae. The coding region runs from base 119 to 3130 and encodes 1003 amino acids. The transcript has 12 exons. Gene Ontology annotation, molecular function: protein binding. The record is from RefSeq and is a predicted model, not a curated record.